Molecule: messenger RNA, 3012 nt
Organism: Oncorhynchus keta (chum salmon)
Lineage: Eukaryota; Metazoa; Chordata; Actinopteri; Salmoniformes; Salmonidae
Gene: mlana
Product: melan-A
Exons: 5
Coding region: 2000-2332 (110 amino acids)
Cellular component (GO): melanosome
Source: RefSeq, a predicted model, not a curated record
GUGAGCUGAGAUAAGGUGGGGCUUUACCUAGCAAAGACUUAUAGAUGACCUGGAGCCAGCGGGUUUGGCGACGAAUAUGAAGCGAGGGCCAGCCAACGAGAGUAUACAGGUUGCAGUGGUGGGUAGUAUAUGGGGCUUUGGUGACAAAACGGAUGGCACUGUGAUAGACUGCAUCCAAUUUGCUGAGUAGAGUGUUGGAGGCUAUUUUGUAAAUGACAUCGCCAAAGUCAAGGAUCGGUAGGAUAGUCAGUUUUACGAGGGUAUGUUUGGCAGCAUGAGUGAAGGAUGCUUUGUUGCGAAAUAGGAAGCCGAUUAUAGAUUUAAUUUUGGAUUGGAGAUGCUUAAUGUGAGUCUGGAAGGAGAGCUUACAGUCUAACCAGACACUUAGGUAUUUGUAGUUGUCCACAUAUUCUAAGUCAGAACCAUCCAGAGUAGUGAUGCUGGACGGGAGGGCAGGUGUGGGCAGCGAUCGGUUGAAGAGCAUGCAUUUAGUUUUACUUGCAUUUAAGAGCAGUUGGAGGCCACGGAAGGAGAGUUGUAUGGCAUUGAAGCUCGUCUGGAGGUUAGUUAACACAAUCCAAAGAAGGGCCAGAAGUAUACAGAAUGGUGUCAUCUGAGUAGAGGUGGAUCAGAGAAUCACCAGCAGCAAGAGCGACAUCAUUGAUGUAUACAGUGAAAAGUCGGCCCGGGAAUUGAACCCUGAACCCCAUAGAGACUGCCAGAGGUCCGGACAACAGGCCCUCCACUGAACUCUGUCUGAGAAGUAGUUGGUGAACCAGGCGAGACAGUCACUUGAGAAACCAAGGCUGUUAAGUCUGCCGAUAAGAAUGUAGGUGAUUGCCAGAGUCGAAAGCAUUGGCCAGGUCGAUGAAUACAGCUUCCCAGUACCUUAACAAUCAGCAUUAAGUACUAGCAGGUGAGAGCAUUCACAGCCAACAGUUCAUACAAGCUCCAGCUAGCCGUUUUUACAAUACUGUAUGAAACGCAAUCACUUGUUCAGGUACACAUUAUUCCAUUUCUGUUAGUCUGUGGAACUUGUUCAGUUUAUGCCUCAGUUGUGGAAUCUUGUUAUGUUCAUACAAAUAUUUACACAUGCUAAGUUUGCUGAAAAUAAACACAGUUGACAGUGAGAGGACGUUUCUUUUUUUGCUGAGUUUAUGUUCUGUUGCAGUGCUCAUUGCAGUGGUUUACAACUUUAUUUGACUAUUAUCGGUCAGUGUGAACUGACUGAGGCAGAAAGUAAUCAUAUUGUGCACCCUACAGACCAUUCCUUGGUACUGCAAGAUCAUCUGAAAGUAGGCCUUCUAUAAUGCCAAAGCAGGCAACAAAUGAAAAGGAUAUUAGCCCUACACUAUCAAGAGCAUCAUGCUACAUUACCGCUACAUUUCAAUAAAACACGUGAUCUUAUUCACAGGAAUUCUAAUAGGUUAGGUUAGUAUUACAAAGCAAUAUUUUGGUAUUAUUUUAGUGAUUCAUUUGUUGAUCAUUUUUGGUGACAUGUACAGGGAAAUGUUCAAGAUAUCAAUAGUGUGCAAUAAAGGUAGACUACAUAAAGUUAUUUUUAUGAACUAUAUUAAAUAUUUUAAUCCUUGAUAUGUUACUUAUAAAUAAAAAUAGGAAUAAGUGUUUAUGAAGUUUCCCUUAUUAAUGUGAAUAAUGAAGCGUGUUGAGCCUGAGCGCCAUGUCAGACAGAAAGAGUCAGCAGAUAAAGUUUCCAUAAUCGAGUCCAUAAUAUAAAUUGUGUUCUGGCUCCAGGACUGGAGGGGUUUCACGCCCAUUAGUCCAGUUCAAUGGCUUUAAGUAUGAGCGGUGGAACUCGUGACGGUCAUGAACAUUCCUUUCCUCCCCUCACAGUUCUAACCUUUUCUCAAGUCAGAGAUUUAAGCAAAGAAAAGUGAGACUGAGAGCUUUCGGGAAAGCGCUGAGAAGCAAUUUAGAAGGACCGGACCCUUCACAAUCUAAUUGUCUACUUUGGGUGUAAAAGUCUGGAUGGAAAGAGAUGCCUCGCGGUGACUUCAACGUUUAUUUUGCAAGCAGAGGAGGACAGCAUGUCAGGGCCGAAGAGGCAGCUGGCAUAGCUCUGUUGGUUGUAAUUCUCGCAGCCCUUCUCAUCGUCGGAUGCUGGUAUUUCAAGAGGAGAAGCGGGUACAAAAUGAUCAGGAGCCCAAGAUCAGGGUCCCCGCCAGGAUUCAUUGGUGGACAGUUCAGCCAGCGAAGAGCUGCAGCAGAAAACAAGAUGGGCCUCAGUGAGCUCCGACCUGUGCUUCCCAAUGCCCCUCCUGCCUAUGAGAAGAUCUCAUCAGGACCCCUACCUCCUCCCUACUCGCCCUAAUAACAACAGUCCUCUGUGGGAUAACCAAAAAGAUGAAACUUCAUGUGUUAUGUCAUUAAACACACGAUCAAACUUGUGAAGAAUAAAUAUUUUGCACUCUAUUCACUAUCACAAGUUUAUAGAAGUAUUCUUCAAUAAAAAAAAAUGUUUUUUUUGGGGGGGGGACACUGUAGUUUCAUGUUAAUGUUCUGACCUUUUAGCUCCACAAGCUUUUAUUUCUGAAUGCUGCUCAAAGAACAAGACUUUCUAUCAAUCCCUGUAUAUCUAAACAUAACAAUGUUGUACUUUGGAAGUUGUUUGUUCAUUUCAGUGAUAACCUAGCUUCCGCCGAGUCCCCAACAAACCGGAUGUUCCGCUUUUCAGGAGGAAUGGAAAGCGAGCCUGUGCCGCAACUUCCGCUUUUGGACGUUUACAAGGCGACGCUCCAUCUUAACUCCUCCUCCACAUUUACUGGAUUGGUUGAACAGUGCAGAAUAGAACCUCCCCGGACUAUUUUGUAGGGGACCUAGUAUCAGGUGUUUAUUUUAUGCCUGCUACGUUACAUUCGUGACAACCAAAUGUGUAGCAGCAAUUGAGAAUUGUUCUGAAGUUAAUGACAACAGCUUACCGGCUUGAUUGUUUGCUUAUAUAUUUCAAAAUGUACUUAUGAGGAUUUGGAAAGUAUACAUUUCAAUAAAGAA